AUGUCGGCGUUUACUCGAGCGAAUGUCGUGCGUAGCGCUGGUGACGCCAUGUCGCGCGCAGGGGCUCGUGGCUGGGGCUGGUACCACCGCUCGCUGGCCAAGAUGAACUCACCUGAGGCAGCUGCUGUGGCGUACGAUGCGGUGGCGCCCACGCCAGCCCAGCCGCGCCCUCGUGCUUAUCUGGACUUGAGUAUUGGUGGAGCCAAGACGGAGCGCAUCGUUGUGGAGCUGGCCAAGGACAUUGUGCCCCGCACGGCCUCGAACUUUAUCAAGAUGUGCACGAGCGGGUUCCAGUCGCAGGCAUUUGGCUCGGGCUCGUACAAGAACUCCAAGUUCCACAAUGUGACCAAAGGGGUGUACUGCGUGGGCGGCGACGUGCUCGCUGGAAAAGGCACGGGCGGCCACGCAGCACUGGAGGAGAACCAGCGGUACUUUGACGAUGAGAAUUACGCACUGCAGUUCUCCGAGAAAGGGGUGCUGGGCAUGGCCAACGCGGGUCUGAACAAGAACGCGUCGCAGUUUUUCAUCUCGCUCAAGCCGCUGCCGCACUUGAACGGGCGCAACGUCGCGUUCGGCAAGAUCGUCGAGGGGGAAGAGGUGCUCAAGAGUAUCGAAGGGGUCUAUUGUGUGCAACACAAGCCAUUGACGGAUAUCCGAAUCGUCGAUUGCGGCGUGCUGUAA
This is a messenger RNA of Peronospora matthiolae, 681 nucleotides long. Lineage: Eukaryota; Oomycota; Peronosporomycetes; Peronosporales; Peronosporaceae. The record is from the annotation of a GenBank genome assembly.